CCCUCAGCCUUCCCCUGAAAGCCCCCACAUCCUGAGCCACAUCCCACCAUUGCCAUCGACAACAAACCCAUGAUUUUCUCAGCUCAGUCUCUCUUGUCAACUGGUCCACAUGACAACCAAACCACUCUGCUGUCUCUUGAUCUCAGGUUCGGGGCAACAAUCGGCUGCUGAAAAGUCCUAGCUAUCAAGGAUAAUUUUAAGAGACUUAACAGCAAAAUAAUAUGGUCCAGAAAAAACGUUGCUGAGGCCAACCAAGAACUCUGUUCUGAAUCGUCCUUCAAACUCCAGAACACCCUCAUUGACACAUCAUAAAGUAACCUAAAAUGAUGUACGACGACAACGCCACCGACGAUUUCUGGCACGUGUUCUUCAGCUGCUCGGUGGAGCUGGACCACAGAUCCAGGCGCAUGAUGCUGUUCUUCAUCUACCUGAUGUCCUUCGUGGUGGGCCUGACGGCCAACAGCGUGGUGCUGUGGGUCAACUGGCAGCGCCGGCACUCGUCCAGCCCUGAGGUCUUUUGCACGCUCAACAUGUCGGUCUCGCACCUGAUGGUGAUGACCAUCAUGCCCGCCUUCCUGCUGGAGGUCAUGAUGGACGACGUGUGGACCUGGGGCUCCUUCAUGUGCCACUUCACCAACUUCAUCUACGAGUUCAACUACUACAGCACCUCCUUCUUCCUGGCGUACCUGUCCGUAGAGCGCUACCUGUCGGUGACGCGUGAGCCCACCGCGACCGCUGCAAGGCCCUGGGGCGUGAACGAGAAGAGGCGGCGGGCAGGCAUAUGCGCGGGACUCUGGAUCUUCGCCCUGCUGCUCUCGCCGGUGAUGGUGUCCAACAUGCAGUUGAUAGAGUACCACGAGCCCGGCUGCUACCUCCUCCCCGACAGGAACCACGAGUUCUGGAUGGCCAUCAUCACCAUGACCUCCUUCGUCUUCCAGUUCCUGAUCCCGGGAGGCGUCAUCCUCACCUGCAACUGGCUGACGGCGCAGGCCCUGAGGAGGUCGCCGGAGCUGCAGAGCCGCACGGACGUGGACAUGAGGAUGUGUCACGUCUACUCGGCCGUCUUCUUGCUCCACUGGCUGCCUUACCACAUCAUCAGCAUCAUCAUGAUGGUGGACACCCUGGACCCGUAUCAACUGAACUGUGACACCAUCGCCAUUGUGUACUACUCCGCAUACCUGUUGCUCUCUCUCUCACACUUCCAUUACAUCACCAACCCGGUCCUGUAUAACCUACUGCGGCCUGGCUUUCGCAAAACUCUCCUCAAACAGCUGGCGAGGUAUGUGAGGAGGCAUGCACAGCUCCCAGGUGAGGAUGGAAGGGUGGAGGAGGCCGGGGGGAAGGGCAAGCCCCAGAGAAAGAUGAGUAACGCCAGCACCACCAGCCAGUCAGACGUGGAGUAAAUGUCACACAACAUUGCUGCAAAGGAAAUUUUGUGUCAGCUAGGAAUUUCCUCCAUCUGUAUGUUGUGUUUGGUGAAGUUCAUUUCAUUUUGUACAGAGGGUCAGCCUGAUUGCACGUCAUAAGAUGAUGUCAGCGGUCGGGCAGGUCAAUAGGUCAGACAGAACCAUUAUUUUUUCAUUUAAGUGGAGUCUAAACCUUCAGGACGAAAAACAGCAAAUAAAUGAGGUGGCUCUCAAUGCAGCAAACCCAGAUCACCUGUAUGAAAUGAAAUGUACUGUUAUAACCCCUCAUGUUGCAUGUCAUAUGAGGGGUUGUCCCUAAAAAAGUCCCUUAAAUGGAGAUAUCAGCUAACUGUUGUUGACAUUGUAGAUGUUGCUCCAAGAUUUGCCUCCAUAGUGCUUCAAUUUCUUCAGCUCUCUCUCUGAUUGAAUUUUUUUUCAGCAGCUGUUAUGGUCAGAUUUCAAAUCUAUUUUUCUUUGAAGAAUGCUGUGUAACUCUUUAAAGGCAAAUAAAAAUGUAUGUGUAUGUCUGUGUAUGGUCAGACCCUGUCCUGCAGAUAUUGGCACUUUGGAUAUUGGAA
Messenger RNA from Engraulis encrasicolus (European anchovy), 1984 nucleotides. Its product is annotated as G-protein coupled receptor 182-like. Bases 324 to 1403 code for a protein of 359 amino acids. Gene Ontology annotation, biological process: G protein-coupled receptor signaling pathway. Gene Ontology annotation, molecular function: G protein-coupled receptor activity. Gene Ontology annotation, cellular component: membrane. NCBI's taxonomy places the organism in Eukaryota, Metazoa, Chordata, Actinopteri, Clupeiformes, Engraulidae. The record is from RefSeq and is a predicted model, not a curated record. The transcript is spliced from 2 exons.